GAGAGAGAGAGAGAAACGGGAAUUCCAAUCACCUUUAAGAGCUACAGCCAUUCUCAGCUUUCUAACUUCUGACCAUUCUGGUAUUUUAAGAAUGCGACAAAGAUGGCGUUAGCCAGCAAGGUACAGCGAAGUGGACUGCUGGAGGUUUUGGUCAGGGACAGCUGGCAUCGUGUGCUGGCCACCCUGAACCAGGAGAAUCUGAUCCUGAGCUCUGACCAGCCUGGGCACACCGCCUCCUGGAAUGGACUGUCGAACGGAGCGGGUUCACAGAGCCCCGAAGCCGCCUCUCGCAGCCCCAGGUUUCCGGCGGUCCGCAAUGCCUUCACCGAACUACCUGAGCACAUCCCCGAAACUAUCAGCAACAUGAAACGGAGCGUUAGGGUCAUCAAGCAAGAGGUUGGGGGCCUAGGCAUCAGCAUUAAGGGAGGCAAGGAAAACAAGAUGCCAAUUUUGAUCUCGAAGAUCUUCAAAGGUUUGGCAGCUGACAAGACCGAGGCUCUGUAUGUGGGAGAUGCUAUCUUAUCAGUGAAUGCAGUGGACCUGAGGGAUGCAACACAUGAUGAGGCAGUGCAAGUACUGAAGAGAGCUGGCAAAGAGGUGCUUCUAGAGGUGAAGUAUAUGAGAGAAGCUACACCUUACAUCAGGAAGACCUCUCCAGUUUCAGAACUUGGAUGGGAAACCCUCCCUCCAGAGUCUCCCAGGCUCAGGUCUGCGGCCACGGAAUCUCAUUCAACCCCUUCAUUCUCGUUACCCAGCAACUCCAAAGAUUCAAAGAGCAUUCCGCUGAAGAUGUGUUACGUCACACGAAGUUUGAGUGUGCCAGACCCUGAAAACAGACAAUUUGAACUGCAUUCUCCUGACUGCAAGUACACGGUGGUUCUGAGGUGUAAAGAUUCCAGCACAGCCCAAGCCUGGUUCAACACCAUUCAAUCUAAUACCAAUAAUCUGACCGGCAAGGUCAUAGCAGAGGUCAAAGAUCAACUGGGAAGAACGGGGAUAGCUGGGAAUCGAGAGAUUCGCCACAUAGGCUGGCUCGCGGAAAAGACAAUGGGAGAGAAUGAAAAGAGACAGUGGAAGCCUGUUCUGGUAGUGCUGACCGAAAAGGACAUGGUGAUUUAUCCCAGCAUGCCUCGCAUGAAGGAAUCCUGGUCCAGUCCUGCUCACACUUACCCUUUGCUUGCUACCAGAUUGGUUCAUUCUGGUGUGGGGAGAGAUUCACCACAACCAGGUGGGGAGCUGUCUUUUGCCACUCGCACUGGAACACGCCAAGGCAUCGAGACUCAUCUCUUCCGUGUCGAGACCAACUCCAGUUUGUCCAACUGGACCAGGCAAAUUGUACAGGGCUGCCACAAUGCAGCCGAACUAACUAAAGAAGUCACAAUCACAUGUACAUACAGGACCCAGGAGUGCCUUCUGACCAUUCAUUAUACAAACGGAUUUUCUAUCUUGAAAGACGGACAAGAAGGAAGUAUGCCAAAGCUGAUUUGGCAAUAUCCCUUCGAGAAAUUAAGAAACUCCUCAGAUGACGGGGUGAGAAUGCUCUUUCUAGACUUUGGCGGAAGAGAUGGGGAAAUUCAGUUGGAUCUUCACUCGUGCCCGAAACCUAUCGUUUUUGUCAUUCAUUCGUUCCUUUCAGCAAAGAUUGCGCGACUUGGCUUGCUAGCCUGAAAUGGAAACACUUGCAGGGCGAAGGAACUCUCCUUGGAAAGAUCUUACACAACUGCUACGAGUCAGCCUGAGGGGGUGGUGGGAGAGUCUCUGUAAAGGCAGGAGUAUUUAAUCUUUAAUAAAAUCAGACAAAUAGUUUAUUUAAUGGAAUAGAGAAAGUUGUAACAAUCUGAAGCAAACGUAAAAGGCAUCUCGUUGCUUUUAUAACAAGAAACUUUGUACAAAUUUAGACUUUCAUAGCACCAUUGAAAACAAUCAUUGGCAGCAGAAAAAUAUUAGUAUCUUUUCCACAAAAUCAAAGGUUUUUUUAAAAAAAGGUUUGCAGCUAUAUUGUUAAUUCUGUUUUGCCCAUUAUAUAAUUGAAAAUAUCUAUCAGUGAAUCUUUCAUAUAAUUCAAAGUUUCAAUAAGCAAUCGAUUAGAUUUUAUAAAUAUAUGAAAUGAAAGCAAAGUUUAAUUCAUAUAGUUUCUUGUGAGAGAAAUUGAAGCUUCUUUAUUAUGUUAAACUCAAUCAAACAGUUGAGGUAAACGUUACACUUCAUUGGCUUUGCUCAAUUGUAAAGUUCUAAUAUGGUCUUGUGUUGGAUGAAUCUUGAUUUGUGUUAAGUGCUUUUGUCAUGUAAAACUAAUUUGGAACUGUUAACGUUUUCAUGAACAAUAAGUCAAUAUUUAACUUUCAGCCAACACCACUAAAAACAAAUUGUCAUUGUUGAGGGUGCUUCUGUGCACAAAUCAGCUGUUCCAUUGCCAACAUCACAACUAUGCUGUUAAUUCAUAGGUGUACCUCUGAUUGAAAAUCAGAGAUUCUGAGGCUGUGAAAGUAAUGUUAGUGAACACAAGUCUUUCUUUUCAUUAGUUUGACCAUGUUCCAAAUUAUUGAGUUGUUGAGUUCUUCCUGGCAAAAUGACUGGUUAAUAAGUUUAAACAAAUUGGGCCUAGAAUUUGGCAGGGGCAGGUGAAUCGUCAAUUUUAGCUGUUUCCACUGAGGUAGGGUUUUUGUCCAUUUUGUACCCCCAUGUUCAAGUUUCCUUUCCAUUGAUAUUAACCAAUCCCAGCUAGGCAGGAAAAUCUUUAUUUACGAAGUGAUCCAUUUGAACUUAUAGGUUUACGUCCAGGUUGCUUUGGGAACAACCAAUAAUAAUUCAGAAUGUUUCCCUUUAGUUGUAAAGGGUACCUUCUGAUGAUCCUGGAUCAGUGGGGCUGGAAGAGCACAGCAAUUCAGGCAGCAUCUUCUGAUGAUCGCUAUGUCCAGUUGCUAUAUUUGUGAUAGAAAAAAAAUGCAUGUGCUUGUGCAGGAGGGAAAGAAAUGACAGCACACAAGUAGGUAACAGAAGGUAGGAAGGUGGUACCUUGCCUCUAUCUUUAUUUAUAGCGAUGCUCAACAAUUUUUACACUCAAAGGAACAAUUCCAACUGAUCUGAUUUUUCAUUGAAAAGCUGGUUUUUUUUAUACAACUGGGGCCAUUGUUAUCCUCAGCAGAUUGAAUUAUUAAUAAUUUAAUUUUAUAGGAAGGUUAAUAUGUUCCCUCCUCCCCCACCUCUCCAAAAAUGAUUAUUGGUCUGGACUUAAAUACUUAGUCAGAUGUAUAAGUUCUCUUGGCUACUAUUGUUUAAACUAGAAUUAGUUUCAACCAUCAUCGGUAGAAUAAAUUUCUAACAUUUUAGCUGAGAUUAGUUGCUCUUGACAGCAAUGUGCAAAACUACCGUUAAACCAUAUUUUGGGUUAUUCAGAGAAGAAGGAAAAUGUAAUGCAAUUCAACAUUUUAAAUUAUAUUUAAUAACAAUUCAAAUUGUUAAUAACUGCCUAUUAUUGUACAGCAUCUUAACAUGGAAUUUAUAGACCGGAUCUUAAAGCUGGGUAGUCUAAAAUAAAUGUAUAUUAAGAUAUUUUAAUGAUUAA
Chiloscyllium plagiosum (whitespotted bambooshark) is the source of this 3565-nucleotide messenger RNA. It is a transcript of the gene sntb1, whose product is annotated as syntrophin, basic 1. Gene Ontology annotation, molecular function: structural molecule activity; protein binding. The record is from RefSeq and is a predicted model, not a curated record. Gene Ontology annotation, cellular component: synapse; dystrophin-associated glycoprotein complex; intracellular anatomical structure. NCBI's taxonomy places the organism in Eukaryota, Metazoa, Chordata, Chondrichthyes, Orectolobiformes, Hemiscylliidae.